Molecule: messenger RNA, 1953 nt
Organism: Venustampulla echinocandica
Lineage: Eukaryota; Fungi; Ascomycota; Leotiomycetes; Helotiales; Pleuroascaceae
Exons: 4
Coding region: 1-1953 (650 amino acids)
Molecular function (GO): protein binding
Source: RefSeq, a predicted model, not a curated record
AUGAGGGAGGCAUGCUCUGAGGCCGAGAGCGACAACGAAUACACCGCCCACCUCGCCGCGUCGGACAAUGCCAGCGGCUUCGUGAUGCCCGACUCAGAAUCGCCGAGUGCGAGUCCAAUACUGCCGGCUGGGAGACACGGGCAACACAGCGACCGCUCGAGUUCAAGUUCGAGUUCGACCUCGAGCCACCGCAAACGAAAACAACAAAAACAACGGACUGCGCCCUUCAAUGCCAGAACAGCAGCGCUGCUAUCGAUUCUCGCAGUCGCCCCGUCCGCGAUGGCCCAGGGUAAUUGCAUCUCGCUGAAAGGAUCAACACAAUGUCCGGCGUUCAGCUCGUCGUCGAUAUCGACCACCAAUGAUACUCUCUUGGGGUAUUUUCCAUUCCUGAGGUUCGUUUCGAGCACGGAAACAUUCGACGACCAAUUGAAAACAUACAUCUCCACGAGCUAUGCGCAAGAGAAGUACCGCACGCUACUUGGCUGCGGAAACGUCGACUUGACAAAAACCACCGACCUGUACGCACGUUUCACGACCACAGUAAUAUGUAAUGCAAUAAUACAAAAUUCCCGGUUUUCAUGUAACCUAUCACCCGCCGACUCGAGGCCAGUCUGCGCCACUACAUGUGCACAACAGGCCGGCAGCGAGGCUAUUAUCGUCGCUAAUAAUGACCUUUGUUCAAACCCGGGUCCCGAUGCCGAGAAACAGAUCAGAGCCGAUUUCACCAAUUGCGCGCUGCCGGCCAGCUCCUUGAGUGGUACCUGUAUCGAGGGCGCCGCAAACGAGUCUGACAAUUGUGGGUUUGGAAACAGUACCAUCGGCCUAUGCCAAUACUGUAGCUCAGGGGGCCAGAACAGUACAGAGACUUGCUGUUAUAAUUCCCAGGCAGAGCAGAGAUGUGCUGGCGUAAAGCUACCUACGAUCACCGCUCUCAUGACAUUUUCAACUGCUGCGCCAACUUCGACUCCCACAGCUUCGCCGUCAUCUACCGCUGCAGCCUCGAGCUCCAGUAAGGGUCUUUCUGGGGGAGCCAUUGCCGGAAUUGUCAUUGGGUCGCUAGCAGGAGCCGCUAUUCUUGCGGCGUUACUUUUCCUUCUGCUACUUUGUUUACGACGACGCCGAGGGGGAAGUCAGAAUGGAAGCAUUUUUAACCAACCAUCGCCUGCAAAGCAGAAGCCAAAUAUGGCUUACACCCAGCCAACGCCAGUAGCGAGCCCCGGGUACGAGGUACUUCCAGGUGGGCGGAUUGCACGUAUGUCAGCGUUGGAGGGCGAAUCCGAUUCGCCGCCUCGAGGAGAUGGCGCAAUGCUAUCAGCUGCGAGUGGUGGAGCGGGAUAUGCAACCGGACGUAGUAGAAGGCAUCAUGAGUCGUCAUCAGAUGAAUACAGCCCGAUUUCGAACAAUCAGGGCGGUGUCCUAAGACCGCCACCGACAGCCCGGCGGAACGGAUCUCUUUCCAGCGGAUCGGCCCUUGGAUAUGACGACCCGCAAUCCCCACGUUCAGGCAGUGGCGGCGAUAUGUCUUCCCCGCAAGGCAUGACCAGCCAGCAAUCCGAGCAGUUGCCGUUCUUCAAGGACUACUACUCGACGGAUGAAAUUCAUCCGGGGGACAAAGUUGCGACAUUAUGGGCGUACCAACCCCGUGCAGGAGACGAGUUCGCCUUGGAACGAGGUGAUAUGCUCAAAGUCGUUGGUAUUUGGGAUGAUGGCUGGGCGACUGGAGUCUUGAUUGAUGAACAAGCAGAGGACUGGGAUGCGAAGCGGAACGCCCUGCGUGACAGCGGUGUCUCUAACACCUCCGGUCGCAGAGACGAAUCACCCAAUGUCAGCGGUGAAAUCAAAGCAUUCCCGCUCGUUUGUGUAUGUCUGCCAGAUCAUUGGCGGAAGACAAUCGAUGGUGAUGGCUCGACCGAAACUGGCUCCACGGCCCAGCACCCUGGCGGCAAUAUAUGA